This is a messenger RNA of Brachypodium distachyon (stiff brome), 1737 nucleotides long. Its product is annotated as GDSL esterase/lipase At1g28580. Bases 274 to 1374 code for a protein of 366 amino acids. Gene Ontology annotation, molecular function: hydrolase activity, acting on ester bonds. The transcript has 3 exons. Lineage: Eukaryota; Viridiplantae; Streptophyta; Magnoliopsida; Poales; Poaceae. The record is from RefSeq and is a predicted model, not a curated record.
UCAAAGUCAUGUAUACCUGAACACAAAUCCCCAAUUCAUCUAUCCUUCCCUAAUCCAUAGGCUCAUCAUAGGACGCCCGCUAAGGAGGAGGGGUAUUUUUUUUUAACAAGGCAGCCGCAUUAUUACCACCACCGUUGUAAGUUGUAACCCAUGUGCCCCUGCUAUAUAACAAUCCCUUAAGCACUCUUGCUCCUAAGCUGUCCCAUUUCCUCUUCUCCUUCUCCUCCUUCUUCCGGACGCUGUUUGGCGAGGUGCCAACUUUGGUGACCGGCCAUGGAGAGGUUGCCGCCGUGGUGCAUUCUCCUGAUGUGUUUGGCCGUGGCGACGGCGGACCCGUUGCCGCAGUACUACAACGCGAUAUUCAGCUUCGGCGACUCCUUCUCCGACACGGGCAACUUCGUGAUCAUCAACUCGGGCAAGCUGCCCAACAUGCCCAAGUUCCCGCCGCCGUACGCGCGCUGCAGCAACGGGCGCCUGGUCAUCGACUUCCUGGCCGAGGCGCUGGGGCUGCCGCUGCUCCCGCCGUCCGCCAACAAGGGCACCAACUUCAGCCAGGGCGCCAACUUCGCGGUGAUGGGCGCCACGGCGCUGGACCUCAAGUUCUUCCGCGACAACAACGUGUGGAGCAUCCCGCCCUUCAACACCUCCAUGAACUGCCAGCUCGAGUGGUUCCAGGAGGUCAAGCAGACCAUCUGCUCCUCCCCACAAGAGUGCAAGGAGUAUUUUGGGAAGGCGCUGUUCGUGUUCGGGGAGUUCGGGGGCAACGACUACAGCUUCGCGUGGAAGGCGGACUGGACGAACGAGCAGGUGAAAGGGAUGGUGCCCAAGGUGGUGGCGUCCAUGAUCGGCGGCAUCGAGGCGGUGCUGGACGAAGGAGCCAGGCACGUGGUGGUUCCGGGGAACCUCCCGGCCGGGUGCAUCCCCAUCACGCUCACCGUGUACGCCACGGAGGACGCCAGCGAGUACGACCCGCGGACCGGGUGCCUCAAGCGGUUCAACAGCGUGGCGCUCUACCACAACGCGCUGCUCCGGAUCGAGCUCGACCGGCUCCAGCGCCGACGCCCUGAGUCACGCAUCAUCUACGCCGACUACUACACGCCCUACAUUCACUUCGCGCGCACCCCUCACCUCUACGGUUACAAGAGGGGAGCUCUGAGGGUGUGCUGCGGCGGAGGCGGGCCGUACAACUACAACAUGAGCGCGUCCUGCGGGCUGCCCGGCGCCACGGUGUGCGAGGACCCGGACGCGCACGUGAGCUGGGACGGCGUCCACCUCACGGAGGCGCCCUACCGCUUCAUCGCCAACACCUGGCUCAAGGGCCCCUACGCGCACCCGCCCCUCGCCAGCAUCAUCCGCGACGACAUGGUCUACUGAUUAACACACAUCUGUGACAUCUUGUCCAUCUCUCUACCCCUUAGCUUCACAUAAUCCUUUUGUGUGUGUGUGCCUGCGUGUGAUUUGGUUUAUAUUUUGGCAGUAGUACGAGUUUUAGGUCGUGUCACGAGGAGGUGACCUUUGAAUCUUUUCUCGCUGGUACGUAUAUACGGAAAGGGUGUUUUUGGGCGGAGUGUGUUGAUUUUCGAUGGAGUCUGAGAUAGGGCACGGACAUUGUAUUUGUUGGUUGUAUAUUGGCAAGUAAAUCGAUUAGUAGUUCUUUUUUGGCCCCAUGUACUGUAUUCGGUUGUGUAAACAAAAUUGCAUUGUACUACUCUGUAUAUACAAUUGGGGUUCGGUCAA